AUGGAGGCAAGAUGUUUAGAUUUUACCGUUUAUUCCGCUAGCAACCUUGUAGAUGUUCGAAAAUACGGAGAAAUGAAAGUUUAUGCUAAGGUUUCAGUUGAAGGAAAGAGCCAGUGUACAGAAGCUGAUGUUAAGAAAGAGACGAAUCCUGAGUGGAACACGACAUUCAGAUUCAUUGUGCCCGAGGAAAACAUCAUACGUGCAGAGGGUAAAAUUUCUAUUAAAAUCGAGUUGUUUUGUAAAAGAAGUUUGUCAAACGAUAAAUAUAUUGGUGAAGUAAACCUUAGUCUAGAUUCUCAAUGUGCGAAAUCAUGUAACACUUGCUUAGUGGAUCGGAAUGGUACAAAUUAUAAAAGUUCGAAUUUUGGGACUUUAAGGUAUUCAAGUGUUUUAGGAGAUAAAUUCAUACUCGCCGACUCGUCCUCAUCCUCAUCCUCAUCCUCGUCAUCUCAGGAUUACGUCAACAAAAUUAAUAUAGCUAGUAUUGGAGCGACUAUACUAAGUACAGUGGUUACAGUAGCGGUUGCAGCCACAGAAAUCUAG
This is a messenger RNA of Capsicum annuum, 543 nucleotides long. RefSeq lists its product as uncharacterized. The transcript has a single exon. The record is from RefSeq and is a predicted model, not a curated record. NCBI's taxonomy places the organism in Eukaryota, Viridiplantae, Streptophyta, Magnoliopsida, Solanales, Solanaceae. The coding region runs from base 1 to 543 and encodes 180 amino acids.